Molecule: messenger RNA, 1982 nt
Organism: Archocentrus centrarchus (flier cichlid)
Lineage: Eukaryota; Metazoa; Chordata; Actinopteri; Cichliformes; Cichlidae
Gene: slc2a5
Product: solute carrier family 2 member 5
Exons: 13
Coding region: 87-1649 (520 amino acids)
Biological process (GO): dehydroascorbic acid transport
Cellular component (GO): plasma membrane
Molecular function (GO): D-glucose transmembrane transporter activity
Source: RefSeq, a predicted model, not a curated record
GUUGAUGCCAGUGGGGGUAUCUGUGGAAGUCCAGGCAGAAUCCAGCGGUGCAGUAAUAACAAAGUGUCCUGUUAUUACUGCUGAAAAUGACUGCGAACCCAAACACAGCCAUGGCCGACGGUGAGGAAUGGGGAAAGCCUGUGGAGAGGAAAGGGAGACUGACUUGGGUCCUGGCGCUGGCAACGCUCACAGCUGCAUUUGGUUCGUCCUUCCAAUAUGGCUAUAACGUAUCCGUGGUCAACUCUCCAUCGCAGUUCAUGCAGCAGUUUUAUAAUGCCACCUAUACGGAGCGUUACAACCGUCCAAUUGAGGGGAACUACCUGACUCUGCUGUGGUCCCUGUCUGUGUCCAUGUUCCCUCUCGGAGGCUUCUUCGGCUCUCUGAUGGUGGCCCCCCUGGUCAACAGACUGGGAAGGAAGGGCACCCUCCUCUUCAACAACAUCUUCUCCAUUGUCCCUGCUAUAAUGAUGGGAGUCAGUGAGAUCGCCAAGUCCUACGAGAUCAUCAUCGUGGCCAGGCUUAUAGUGGGCAUCUGUGCAGGUCUCUCAUCCAGUGUGGUGCCCAUGUAUCUGGGUGAGAUUGCACCCAAAAACCUGAGGGGAGCUCUUGGCAUUGUACCACAGCUCUUCAUCACUGUUGGCAUCCUCUGUGCCCAAGUGCUGGGCAUUAGAAACAUACUAGGAAACAGCACAGGCUGGACCCUCAUGCUUGGCCUGACUAGUAUUCCUGCUGUGAUUGAACUACUGCUGCUCCCCUUCUUUCCUGAGAGCCCCAGGUACAUGCUCAUCCAGAAGGGAGAUGAGAAGAAAGCAACGAAAGCACUACAGCGUCUGCGUGGUUGGGACGACGUGGACACCGAGCUGUUAGAGAUGCGUCAGGAGGACCAGUCUGAGAAGGCUGAAGGCCACCUGACUGUGCUCUCCCUGCUGUCCCAGCGCUCUCUUCGCUGGCAGCUCAUCUCCAUAGUCAUCAUGAACAUGGGCCAGCAGCUGUCGGGUGUCAAUGCGAUCUACUACUAUGCAGACAGCAUAUAUGCCUCUGCAGGAGUCAGGGAGAACGACAUCCAGUAUGUCACAGUGGGAACAGGGGCAGUGAAUGUCUUCAUGACUAUAACCGCUGUGUUCAUCGUGGAGGCCGCGGGGCGCCGGCUGCUCCUCCUCUGUGGGUUUGGGAUCUGCUGCGGCGCCUGUGUGCUGCUCACUGUCGCGCUCACCUUGCAGGCGACCGUGGCAUGGAUGCCCUACAUCAGCAUCGCCUGUGUCAUCAUCUACGUCAUAGGACAUGCCAUAGGACCCAGUCCCAUUCCUUAUGUGGUGGCCACUGAGAUGUUCAGGCAGACAGCCAGGCCUGCGGCCUUCAUGGUGGCAGGCUCCGUCCACUGGCUCUCCAACUUCACUGUUGGCCUCAUCUUCCCCUUCCUGGAGCGAGGCCUGGGCCCCUACAGCUUCAUUAUUUUUGCAUUCAUCUGUCUGGUCACCCUGAUCUACAUCUGGAUGGUGGUACCGGAGACCAAGAAGAAGACGUUCUUGGAGGUCUUCCAGAUGUUCGCUAAGAGGAACAAAGUGGAGAUAAAUCUGGGUGACAGCAAUCUGCGUCUGAAAGAGCUCAAAGAGACCCCAGAGGAUGCAGUGAAGGUCACGACCUUCUGAAGAAAAAGGAGAGCAUUGAGAGGAGAGGAAGUCCUCUCUGCGGGUGUGGGGCAAGGGAGUGUGUGUGUGUGUGUGUGUGUGUGUGUGUGUGUGUGUGUGUGUGUGUGUGUGUGUGUGGUAGCCGACUGGACAAUGUUUUACUUUUAUAUGCCUUUGUGUGUUUUAUUAUUUGUGCCUGGUAGAUUUGGUAGAUUUCGGUGCAGGCUCAGAUUUACUUUGAGUUGGUGUUUGCACUAUAUGCAGCCUUAAAGAGGUGUGAAUGAGUCAUUAAGUAAAACAACGAGUCUCUUGUAAGCUUUUAUUGAUGAGAUAUGAAUGCAGUACAUGGCGGAA